GAGUUGGCGACAAGUCGUGGGUCCCCAGGUGCAGGCGCUGCCCGCUGGGCACUGGUGGCACCCGGGCCUCGCGGGUGGGCCUGGCGCGACUCCGCCGAGGGUCCAAAGGGCGCCCGGGCUCGGAGUGCUGGUCUCCCGGCUCCUCGGGGGCUCGGGGUUGGCUCGGGGUUGGCUCGAGGCGCUGCGGGGAACAACAAAUCAUUUCAAGUUCAAGACAGCUUAGAGUAAGAAACUUUCAACUGUGCUGAAAAACUUAGAUGGACACAUUUUCCUUCCCUUCAUUUAAAAGGUUUUAAAGAAGAAAUAAAAUGGCAGAGGUUUAAAGUUAAUAUUUCAGGAUGAAUGAUGAUAAUUCAAAUGACAAGACAGAAGAUGAACUGCAGUCCUUAUUUAUCAGUGAUAAAAAUGGAAACACAUAUGCAUACAACCAAAAAUCACCAUGUACCCAAAACUCUUCAACCAAUAAUGUGAGUUGGAAUUCUGCCAACCCAGAUGACAUGGUGGUUGAUUAUGAAACCAACUCUGCUGUGGCCUUUGGUGAAAAUAUUUCUUUAAACCCUCAGUGUGUUGAAGUACUUGAACACCAAAAGUCUUCAAGUGAUUUUGUUAGUAAGGAGAUGUUAGACAUGCACAAGGAUUCCACAUGUCUGUCUUUUGCACAUGUUGUAAAUACAGAGGAACCCAAAGAUUUGCGUAACAGUUGUCAUUCCCUAGAAUCAUUUCAGGACCAGAGCGUUGAGACAUCUCUGCCUUUCGUGUGGAAUCCUAACGAUGAUGAUUUGAACUGUACAGGAAACCCUACUGCCUUGGCGUUAAACCAGACAUUUGACAUGAAAGUGGAUAAUGUUAACUGUACCUUCAUAACACAUGACACCACUGGAAAGAGUCAGUCUUUGCCUACCACUGCAAGCCUGCAGCCAACCAGCAUGAGAAGUAGAAAUACAUCUUCAUCCUGUUGCGUUCCUCCAUCUUCCCAUUCUGAUAAGAUAUAUGUGAGAGAAAUGAGUUACGAUAGAGACAGCUUCGAAAACCCUCAAGCUACAGCAUCACAGGCCCAAGACACAACUUACACAGCAUUUUCUGACAUGGUGAUGCAAACUGAUGUGGUUCUUCCAGAUACUGAAAAUCACUGUCACUGUUCUUCGGGAAGGGUCACCAGUGAGUACCCAGAUGGGGCACAGCAAAGACUAGGCGGAGAAAAGGAGAUACAAGCUCUAACACCAGUUUCUGAUGGCAUGGAUGUUCCCAGUGGGUCUGUAUUACAAGAGUUCUUUUGUUCAUCUAAAGAUGAACCAAAUAGUGAGAGACAUUCACAGAGCUCAUAUGGGCAAAAGGAAAUGGGCCAAAAUGUAAGAGAAACAGUGUCCAAUUGUCUUAUAGAUGAUGAAUGCCCUUUACUGGUGCCAGCUUUUGAUAAAAGCAAAACCCAAGUGCUGGACCCAGAACAUCAAGUCACUGUGGCUAAAGACACACCAGUUGCCUCUAAUGAAAAGGAUUUGGGAACCCGGAAUCAUACCAUAGAAUUGAUACCGAAUAGCCCGCCGGGACAAAAGGUGGCUUCAUCAUUUGAACUGACUUGGGAUGCAGAUGAUAUGGUCAUUAGUACAAAUAACAUAGUUUGCAUGUCCACACCAGUCCUAGAACCCACAAACGCAACCUUUUCUCUCUCACCUAUUGAAGCGACGGAGAAAUGGAGUAAAGUGCAGAAGAGUAAUCGAGAGCUUAGACGUUUACCAAACUUGAAGGGGGCACCGAUGAACAUGUCGAAACCUAAUCUAGGAAAAUCAACCACCAAAACGAAUAGCCCCCUAGGCAGCAAAGUUAGAAAAACUGAAAUUAUAAGUUACCCAAGACCAAACUUCAAGAAUGUCAAAGCAAAAGUUGUAUCCAGACCAGUGCUACCGUCCAAGGACCCUACUCUAUCAAAGACUGCACCCCGACCUCAGUUAACUGGGGCCUCAUCACCCUCAUCAGUGUCUUCCUCAAGACCGUCGACAGCUUUGAGAAAAACACCAACGUCUGACUUGAAUGCGGACACAAAAGCAGAAAUCCUAAAUAACAAGACACAUAAGCAGCAAUUUAACAAACUCAUUACGAGCCAGGCUGUGCAUGUUACAACUCAUUCUAAAAAUGCUUCACACAAAGUUGUAAGAACAACACCUGCCGUGAAAUCGAAUCAGGAAGAUGUUGACAAAGCGAGUUCUUCCAAUUCAGCAUGUGAGACUGGGUCCGUGGCUGCCGUUUUUCAGAAGAUCAAAGGUGAACUCCCUAUUAAAAUGGAAAGCACAGAAUGUUUGCAAAUGUCCUAUACUUCCAACAUCGAUAGGAUUAGCCCUGAAAACAAGGGUGAAAAAGAAAAUGGGACACCGAUGGCAAAACAAGAGCUAAAAAAGGAAAUUAUGAAUGAGACCUUUGACUAUGGGUCUCUGUUUUUGGGUUCUGCUUCAAAAACUGCAACCAUCUCAGGUAGGAGUCUAGCCAAGCCCAACUGCUCCAUUUUGAGGAAAACACCUGGUCCGAAAGCCAAAGUGGGACCUUCUGUUUCAUGUUUGAGGCGGAAUAGUGACAGUAGAAAUCUCAACUCUGAUCGAGCCGUAUCUCCCCAGAGGAUAAGGCGUGUGUCCAGUUCUGGAAAACCUGCAUCCUUGAAAACUGCACAGCCGUCUUGGGUGAAUUCGCCUAGACCACUUCCUAAAUCCAAAGCAUCUCUGAAAAGUUCUGCGCUGCGGAGGACGGGAAGCACCUCCUCUGUUGCCAGCACCCACACUGAUCUGAGCACUUACAGCAAUAACUCUGGUAAUAACGCUGUCAUCAAAUACGAGGAAAAACCUCCGAAACCAGCAUUUCAAAAUGGCUCCUCAGGAUCCUUAUAUUUGAAGCCUUUGGUACCCCGAGCUCACGUGCACUUACUAAAAACGCCUCCAAAAGGUCCUUCAAGAAAAGGUCUAUAUACAGCUUUGAAUGCAGUUGAAAAGGGCAGACAGAAGAGUCCCAGAAGUUUAUGCAUCCAGACCCAGACAUCUCCAGAUGUGCUCUCCUCAGAAAAAACACUUGAGUUGGCUCAGUAUAAAACAAAAUGUGAAAACCAAAGUGGAUUUAUCGUGCAGCUCAAGCAGCUUCUUUCCCGUGGUAAUACCAAGUUUGAAGCAUUAACAGUUGUGAUUCAGCACCUCCUGUCUGAGCGGGAGGAAGCAUUGAAACAACACAAAACCCUAUCUCAAGAACUUGUUAACCUCCGGGGAGAGCUAGUCACUGCUUCAACCACCUGUGAGAAGUUAGAAAAAGCCAGGAAUGAGUUGCAAAUAGCUUAUGAAGGAUUUGUCCAGAAGCUAAACCAGCAGCACCAGACUGAUCUAACAGAGCUGGAGAAUCGGCUUAAAGAAUUUUACACCGGGGAGUGUGAAAAGCUUCAGAAUAUCUACAUCGAAGAAGCAGAGAAGUACAAAACUCAGUUACAGGAGCAGUUUGACAACUUAAGUGCUGCCCAUGAAACCUCAAAGUUGGAAAUUGAAGCAAGCCACUCAGAGAAAAUAGACUUGCUAAAGAAGGCCUAUGAAGCCUCCCUUUCAGAGAUCAAGAAAAGCCAUGAAAUGGAAAAGAAAUCACUUGAGGAUUUGCUUUACGAGAAGCAGGAGUCACUAGAGAAACAAAUCAAUGGUUUGAAGAGUGAAAAUGACACUUUAAAUGAAAAGUUGAAAUCAGAAGAACAAAAAAGAAUAUCAAGAGAGAAAGCAAAUUUAAAAAACCCUCAGAUCAUGUAUCUGGAGCAAGAGUUAGAAAGCCUGAAAGCUGUUUUAGACAUCAAGAAUGAGAAGUUGCACCAACAGGACAUCAAGUUAAUGAAAAUGGAGAAACUGGUGGACAACAACACAGCACUGGUGGACAAACUGAAGCGAUUCCAGCAGGAGAAUGAAGAAUUAAAAGCUCGGAUGGACAAGCACAUGGCAAUUUCAAGGCAACUUUCCACGGAGCAGGCCGUCUUGCAGGAGUCGCUGGAGAAGGAGUCCAAAGUCAACAAGCGCCUCUCCAUGGAGAACGAGGAGCUGCUGUGGAAGCUGCACAACGGGGACCUGUGCAGCCCCAAGAGGUCCCCCACGUCACCCGCCAUCCCCUUCCAGUCACCGCGGAACUCCAGCUCCUUCCCCAGCCCCAGCAUCUCGCCCAGAUGACCUUCCUGGGAGCUGGAGACAGACUGCGUUUCUGCAGUACUGACCCACCCACAAUCGUGGGGGCAGGGGGCGGGGCUGGAGCCACCUUCGCUGACACGCACAGCCUGUCCUAGAACUGGAAAGUCAUGGCCCGAACCGGCCCCUUCCAGACAAGACCAGAACUCUGGAGGAAGGACCGACUCGGUCCAGGAGACUCCUCCCCAAACGAUGCUGUCGGAAUGGAUCUACGUGGACGCUGUUGCACAAAGCACUUACGGAACGAGAAGAUCUUGUUCGUUGCCUUUUUCACCUACGCAUAAAGGGGAAAACUCUCAGGGGCCUGUUAAGAUAAAGAUUUAUAUAACCUUUGUAACGUUCUUCACCACAGACACCUUCUUGUGAUUUACAUUUUGGUCUGACUGGGGAUGUGUGAAUGAAGUGGAUGUAACCGAGUGUCAUGUGUCUGAUGCUGCCUCCUUUGCUGAGUCUGUCUAGAGAUGUGCUAAUUAAAUAGUCAGUGUAUGCAUCUCUGCAAAAGCCAUAGAAGAAAGAGCAGUAGUUGCUAGAACUAGAAUUCUUUAC
Messenger RNA from Globicephala melas (long-finned pilot whale), 4730 nucleotides. It is a transcript of the gene MTUS1, whose product is annotated as microtubule associated scaffold protein 1. Gene Ontology annotation, cellular component: nucleus; cytoplasm. The record is from RefSeq and is a predicted model, not a curated record. NCBI's taxonomy places the organism in Eukaryota, Metazoa, Chordata, Mammalia, Artiodactyla, Delphinidae. Gene Ontology annotation, molecular function: microtubule binding. Gene Ontology annotation, biological process: regulation of macrophage chemotaxis.